This is a messenger RNA of Sporothrix schenckii 1099-18, 228 nucleotides long. RefSeq lists its product as uncharacterized. The transcript has a single exon. NCBI's taxonomy places the organism in Eukaryota, Fungi, Ascomycota, Sordariomycetes, Ophiostomatales, Ophiostomataceae. Bases 1 to 228 code for a protein of 75 amino acids. The record is from RefSeq and is a predicted model, not a curated record.
AUGGCAACGCCCGAGCGAGACGAGACGGUUGGGAAACGGCAAGGGUUACGCGAGGAGCAGGCGUCGUCGAGAACAAAUAGGACGCCGAGGAUGAACGCCUCAAUGCCUCGACGUACAGACAGGCGGGGCCAUGGUUCGAUGAUUUCCAGAGACCAAGGCGAUCAGCGACGCGCACACGACCAGAACAGAAGACCAGCAGACCAGCAGACCAGCAGACUAGCAGACUAG